CUUUCAACCUUUCAGACUUCAGACGUCACCAUAAAUUAUAUAUCAAAGCACUGCCCAGCAUUUUUCGGUGGUGGCUGCCCAUAUGCCAAGCUUGCCCAAGAGAAAAAAGGCAUCUGUGCCAAAUGUCCUCUUUUCAACAAUGGCUGCCCUUUCAAACAAUGCAAGACCGUGGGUGAGCUUCAAGACAUGAUGGGUCAGAUGCGUGACCAGUCCAAAGGCGAAGCUCAAUGGAUCGAGUUUUUGAAGGACGUCGUCUUUCUUAGUAAGGAAAAACACGUAGAGCACGGAACUGUCUCCCCUCCAAGCUUCUUCAAGGGUGGCUGUCCCUUUGCAAAAGACAAUGCAGGAAAGGAGAUUUUGAAACCUGCAUACACUGUGGUAAGUAAUUUCGUUUCAGAAUGAAAUUGUUAAGUGGAAACCAUCGAUAAAGAGCUUUCUAGCGUGUAGCAAAGGUGCGGGUAUUUCUUUCCAUUCCUUAGUUUUUAAAGCAAUGCCACACAAUUGUCACUGUCUAGAGUUUUUCCCACUUUUAAAGCAAAGCUCGAAACAUAAAUCAUUCUACAGAAUCUAUUACCUGAAGUAAAGAAAAAUGUGAUUAGCUCACGGCUGAUUUAUUUGAGCUGUUGUGUACUGGUUCCUGGUGAAUAUUCUCUUUUCUAGUUGAACUUUAUUUUCACUUGAACCUGCAGUAUCCAUAUUCUUUGACUGUUGAAGAGAUCGUCAAGAACUGCCCAGUUUUUGGCAAAGGUGUGUGCCCAUAUAAAGCUCUUAUUGAUGAAAUGAAAGGAAUCACCGGAAACUGCCCUAGUUUCAAAGAGGGAUGUCCAUUCAAGAAUCUGACAACCAUGGGUGAGUACGUAGGCAAACUGGCCGAAAUGCGAGAUAAGACAGCUACUCCUAAGGUUCGAGCCGCAUUCGAGAAGUUGAUGAAGAGGGUUCAUGAGAUCUCCAAGGAAGCUGAAAAGAAAGCAGGACCCUGGCCAUUCCCUCUAGAUACCUGCCCAAUCUUUGCCCGUGAUGCGCACGGAAAGCGUAUCAUGCCAAAAUACAAUUAG
This is a messenger RNA of Pocillopora meandrina, 1055 nucleotides long. Lineage: Eukaryota; Metazoa; Cnidaria; Anthozoa; Scleractinia; Pocilloporidae. The record is from the annotation of a GenBank genome assembly.